Molecule: messenger RNA, 4572 nt
Organism: Rhinopithecus roxellana (golden snub-nosed monkey)
Lineage: Eukaryota; Metazoa; Chordata; Mammalia; Primates; Cercopithecidae
Gene: TP53BP2
Product: tumor protein p53 binding protein 2
Exons: 19
Coding region: 427-3804 (1125 amino acids)
Biological process (GO): regulation of apoptotic process
Cellular component (GO): nucleus
Molecular function (GO): p53 binding
Source: RefSeq, a predicted model, not a curated record
GCUCGGCUGGGGCCCGGCCCGGGAUUAGUUGGUUUCGGAGCGGAGGAGGGACCCUCGACCGUCGCGAGCGUCAAAGAGACAAAGCACGUCAGGGGGCCCGGCCGGCGGGGGGGUCGGCCCGAGGCUCGGUGGUGCCCCAGCCCGCGCGGAGGGCCCUGCGGACCCGCGCGCCACCGCCGCCUCGCAACAGGUCCGGGCGGCCUCGCUCUCCGCUCCCCUCCCCCGCAUCCGCGACCCCCGGGGCGCCUCAGCUCGGCCGGGGCCGCCGUCUGGCCACCCGCUUCCAUGCGGUUCGGGUCCAAGAUGAUGCCGGGAGUGAACAAUUUAUAUGUAAAAGCAAGGAGAGUGGAAGCUUCACUCUAACUUCUCUCCUGGAGAUGAAGAGGAGCCCCCUUUCUGUGCCUCACACUGUGCCUGGUGAUUUAGAUGUUUCUCACCGUGUAUCUCAGUAACAAUGAGCAGCACUUCACAGAAGUUCCAGUUACUCCAGAAACAAUAUGCAGAGAUGUGGUGGAUCUGUGCAAAGAACCCGGAGAGAGUGAUUGCCAUUUGGCUGAAGUGUGGUGUGGCUCUGAACGUCCAGUUGCAGAUAAUGAGCGAAUGUUUGAUAUUCUUCAGCGAUUCGGAAGUCAGAGGAACGAAGCUCGCUUCUUCCUUCGUCAUGAACACCCCCCUGGCAGGGACAUUGUGAGUGGACCAAGAUCUCAGGAUCCAAGUUUAAAAAGAAAUGGUGUAAAAGUUCCUGGUGAAUAUCGAAGAAAGGAGAAUGGUGUUAAUAGUCCUAGGAUGGAUCUGACUCUUGCUGAACUUCAGGAAAUGGCAUCUCGCCAGCAGCAACAGAUUGAAGCCCAGCAACAAUUGCUGGCAACUAAGGAACAGCGCUUAAAGUUUUUGAAACAACAAGAUCAGCGACAACAGCAACAAGUUGCUGAACAGGAGAAGCUUAAAAGGCUAAAAGAAAUAGCUGAGAAUCAGGAAGCUAAGCUAAAAAAAGUGAGAGCACUUAAAGGCCACGUGGAACAGAAGAGACUAAGCAAUGGAAAACUUGUGGAGGAAAUUGAACAGAUGAAUAGUUUGUUCCAGCAAAAACAGAGGGAGCUCGUCCUGGCUGUGUCAAAAGUAGAAGAACUGACCAGGCAGCUCGAGAUGCUCAAGAACGGCAGGAUUGAUGGCCACCAUGACAAUCAGUCUGCAGUGGCUGAGCUUGAUCGCCUCUAUAAGGAGCUGCAGCUAAGAAACAAAUUGAAUCAAGAGCAGAAUGCCAAGCUACAACAACAGAGGGAGUGUUUGAAUAAGCGUAAUUCAGAAGUGGCAGUCAUGGAUAAGCGUGUUAAUGAGCUGAGGGACCGGCUGUGGAAGAAGAAGGCAGCUCUACAGCAAAAAGAAAAUCUACCGGUUUCAUCUGAUGGAAAUCUUCCCCAGCAAGCCGCGUCAGCCCCAAGCCGUGUGGCUGCAGUAGGUCCCUAUAUCCAGUCAUCUACUAUGCCGCGAAUGCCCUCAAGGCCUGAAUUGCUGGUGAAGCCAGCCCUGCCGGAUGGUUCCUUGGUCAUGCAGGCUUCAGAGGGGCCGAUGAAAAUACAGACGCUGCCCAACAUGAGAUCUGGGGCUGCUUCACAAACUAAAGGCUCUAAAAUCCAUCCAGUUGGCCCUGAUUGGAGUCCUUCAAAUGUAGACCUUUUCCCGAGCCAAGGCUCUGCUUCUGCACCUCAAAGCACUGGGAAUGCUCUGGAUCAAGUUGAUGAUGGAGAGGUUCCACUGAGGGAAAAAGAGAAGAAGGUGCGUCCGUUCUCAAUGUUUGAUGCAGUAGACCAGUCCACUGCCCCACCUUCCUUUGGUACUCUGAGGAAGAACCAGAGCAGUGAAGAUAUCUUGCGGGAUGCUCAGGCUGCAAAUAAAAGUGUGACUAAAGUACCACCUCCUGUUCCUACAAAACCAAAACAGAUUAAUUUGCCUUAUUUUGGACAAACUAAUCAACCACCUUCAGACGUUAAGCCAGAUGGAAGUUCUCAGCAGUUGUCAACAGUUGUUCCGUCCAUGGGAACUAAACCAAAACCAUCAGGGCAGCAGCCGAGAGUGCUGCUGUCUCCUAGCAUACCUUCAGUUGGCCAAGACCAGACCCUUUCUCUAGGUUCUAAGCAAGAAAGUCCACCUGCUGCUGCUGUCCGGCCCUUUACUCCCCAGCCUUCCAAAGACACCUUACUUCCACCCUUCAGAAAACCCCAGACCGUGGCAGCAAGUUCAAUAUAUUCCAUGUAUACGCAGCAGCAGGCUCCAGGAAAAAACUUCCAGCAGGCUGUGCAGAGCGCGUUGACCAAGACUCAUACCAGAGGGCCACACUUUUCAAGUGUAUAUGGUAAGCCUGUAAUUGCUGCUGCCCAGAAUCAACAGCAGCACCCAGAGAACAUUUAUUCCAAUAGCCAGGGCAAGCCUGGCAGUCCAGAACCUGAAACAGAGCCUGUUUCUUCAGUUCAGGAGAACCAUGAAAACGAAAGAAUUCCUCGGCCACUCAGCCCAACUAAAUUACUGCCUUUCUUAUCUAAUCCAUACCGAAACCAGAGUGAUGCUGACCUAGAAGCCCUACGAAAGAAAUUGUCUAAUGCACCAAGGCCACUAAAGAAACGUAGUUCUAUUACAGAGCCAGAGGGUCCUAACGGGCCAAAUAUUCAGAAGCUUUUGUAUCAGAGGACCACCAUAGCGGCCAUGGAGACCAUCUCUGUCCCAUCAUACCCAUCCAAGUCAGCUUCUGUGACUGCCAGCUCAGAAAGCCCGGUAGAAAUCCAGAAUCCAUAUUUACAUGUGGAGCCCGAGAAGGAGGUGGUCUCUCUGGUUCCUGAGUCAUUGUCCCCAGAGGAUGUGGGGAGUGCCAGCACAGAGAACAGUGACAUGCCAGUUCCUUCUCCUGGCCUUGAUUAUGAGCCUGAGGGAGUCCCAGACAACAGCCCAAAUCUCCAGAAAAACCUGGAAGAACCAAAUCCAGAGGCCCCCCAUCUGCUUGAUGUGUAUCUGGAGGAGUACCCUCCAUACCCACCCCCACCGUACCCAUCUGGGGAGCCUGAAGGGCCAGGAGAAGACGCAGUGAGCAUGCGCCCACCUGAAAUCACCGGGCAGGUCUCUCUGCCUCCUGGUAAAAGGACAAACUUGCGUAAAACCGGCUCAGAGCGUAUUGCUCAUGGAAUGAGGGUGAAAUUCAAUCCCCUUGCUUUACUGCUAGAUUCGUCUUUGGAGGGAGAAUUUGACCUUGUACAGAGAAUUAUUUAUGAGGUUGAUGACCCAAGCCUGCCCAAUGAUGAAGGCAUCACGGCUCUUCACAAUGCUGUGUGUGCAGGCCACACAGAAAUCGUGAAGUUCCUGGUACAGUUUGGUGUAAAUGUAAAUGCUGCUGAUAGUGAUGGAUGGACUCCAUUACAUUGUGCUGCCUCAUGUAACAACGUCCAAGUGUGUAAGUUUUUGGUGGAAUCAGGAGCCGCUGUGUUUGCCAUGACCUACAGUGACAUGCAGACUGCUGCAGAUAAGUGCGAGGAAAUGGAGGAAGGCUACACUCAGUGCUCCCAGUUUCUUUAUGGAGUUCAGGAGAAGAUGGGCAUAAUGAAUAAAGGAGUCAUUUAUGCACUUUGGGAUUAUGAACCUCAGAAUGAUGAUGAGCUGCCCAUGAAAGAAGGAGACUGCAUGACAAUCAUCCACAGGGAGGAUGAAGAUGAAAUCGAAUGGUGGUGGGCGCGCCUUAAUGAUAAGGAGGGAUAUGUUCCACGCAACUUGCUGGGACUAUACCCAAGAAUUAAACCAAGACAAAGGAGCUUGGCCUGAAACUUCACACAGAAUUUUAGUCAAUGAUGAAUUAAUCUGUUUUUAAGAAGAAGUAAUACGAUUAUUUUUGGCAAAAAUUUCACAAGACUUAUUUUAAUGACAAAGUAGCUUGAAAGCGAUGAAGAAUGUCUCUAGAAGAAAAUGAAGGAUUGAAGAAUUUACCCUUAGAGGACAUUUAGCAUGAUGAAAUAAAGCAUCUACGUCAGCAGGCCAUACCGUGUUGGGGCAAAGGUGUCCCGUGUAGCACUCAGAGAAGUAUACAGCGACAAUCCUGUUUUCUACAAGAAUCCUGUCCAGUAAAUAGGACCAUUUAUUGGGCAGUUGGGAAAUCAGCUCUCUGUCCUGUUUAGUGAGUGUUUUCAGCACCUGCUCCUAAACCAGUCCUCGUGCCAGAAAGGACCAGUGCCAUCACAUCGCCGUCUCUGAUUGUACCAGGCACCAGCAGGCCGUUGCGGGGCUCACCUGAAGGCUCGAAGGCACUGCACACUUGUAUAUUGUCAUUGAAGAACUGUUAGUUGGUCGUCAGUGAACAGUAACUUUAUUAUAUGAGUUCUUGUAGCAUCUUAAGAAUUAUACAUAUGUUUGAAAUAUUGAAACUAAGCUACAGUACCAGUAAUUAGAUGUAGAAUCUUGUUUGUAGGCUGAAUUUUAAUCUGUAUUUAUUGUCUUUUGUAUCUCAGAAAUUAGAAACUUGCUAGACUUAACCGUAAUAUUUGUCAAGAUCCUAGCUGACUUUAAAAACAGUUGUAAUAAACUUUUUGAUGCUAA